Messenger RNA from Molossus molossus (Pallas's mastiff bat), 2228 nucleotides. It is a transcript of the gene NAGA, whose product is annotated as alpha-N-acetylgalactosaminidase. Gene Ontology annotation, biological process: glycosylceramide catabolic process; glycoside catabolic process; oligosaccharide metabolic process. The transcript is spliced from 10 exons. Gene Ontology annotation, molecular function: alpha-galactosidase activity. Gene Ontology annotation, cellular component: cytoplasm. NCBI's taxonomy places the organism in Eukaryota, Metazoa, Chordata, Mammalia, Chiroptera, Molossidae. The record is from RefSeq and is a predicted model, not a curated record. The coding region runs from base 167 to 1402 and encodes 411 amino acids.
GCCCCGCCCCUCUGGAACCAGGUAGCAGAAUCCCGAGACUGCAGGGCUUCGCGGCUCAGGAGGCCGAAGCGGCGGGCCGGAGAUCCGCAGUUUCCAAAGCCCAACAUACAAAGCUGGUAGAAGCAGAGCAGAUCUGGCCAGGUCCUGACACGCUGAGUGCAGAGCAAUGUUGUGGAAGACAGUGCUCUUACUGGCCCUGGUGGACCCGGUGCUGGUGCUGGAGAAUGGGCUCCUGCGGAAGCCACCCAUGGGCUGGCUGGCCUGGGAACGCUUCCGCUGCAACAUUAACUGUGAUGAGGACCCAAAGAACUGCAUCAGUGAGCGGCUGUUCAUGGAGAUGGCUGACCGGCUGGCACAGGAUGGAUGGCGGGACCUGGGCUACACAUACCUUAACAUCGAUGACUGCUGGAUUGGCGGGCGUGAUGCCCAAGGCUACCUGGUGCCUGAUCCCAAGCGCUUCCCCAAUGGCAUUGCCUUCCUGGCUGACUAUGUUCACUCCUUGGGCCUGCAGCUGGGCAUCUAUGAGGACAUAGGCAACUUCACCUGCAUGGGUUACCCAGGCACCACGCUAGACAAGAUAAUCCAGGAUGCUCAAACCUUUGCCAAGUGGAAGGUGGACAUGCUGAAGCUGGAUGGCUGCUUCUCGACCCGGCAGGAACGGGCCAAGGGGUACCCCUUGAUGGCUGCUGCCCUGAAUGCCACAGGCCGCCCCAUCGCCUUCUCCUGCAGCUGGCCAGCCUACGAAGGGGGCCUCCCGCCCAAGGUGGACUACAGUCUGCUGGCAAAAAUCUGUAACCUCUGGCGCAACUAUGAUGACAUCCAGGACUCCUGGACGAGUGUGCUUUCCAUCCUGGACUGGUUUGUGGCUCAUCAGGACAUACUACAGCCAGUGGCAGGCCCUGGACACUGGAAUGACCCAGACAUGCUGCUCAUUGGGAACUUCGGCCUCAGUUUCGAGCAAGCCCGGGCCCAGAUGGCCCUGUGGACAGUGCUGGCGGCCCCCCUCUUCAUGUCCACAGACCUGCGUACCAUCUCUGCCCAGAACGUGGACAUUCUGCAGAAUCCACUCAUGAUAAAAAUCAACCAGGAUCCCUUAGGCAUUCAGGGACGCAGGAUUCUCAAGGAAAAAUCCCUCAUUGAAGUGUUCCUGCGGCCCCUGAUCAAUGAUGCCUUCGCCUUAGUCUUCUUCAGCCGCAGGACAGAUAUGCCUUAUCGCUUCCAUUCCUCCCUUGCCCGGCUCAACAUCACGUGUUCCGGCUUGUAUGAGGCCCAGGAUGUCUACACGGGUGCUGUCAUCAGUGGCCUCCAGCCUGAAACCAUCUUCACAGUGAUCGUCAACCCUUCGGGUGUGGUGAUGUGGUACCUCUAUCCUAUCAAGAAGCCGGGGAUAUCCCAGCAAUGAGAAGCUAAGACAUGUGGCAGCACCACUGAACCCAGACCAUGGAGCCUUGGCAUGCCAAGGGCCAGGAGGUGAGGUUCUCCGCUGCCCAGGCUCGCUCAGUGACUGACCCCAUCAGACCCAAAGUGCAGUCUCAGAGCCAGGUUCCGCCCAAGUGUGAACCCUCCUGGAAACGUGUCUUGGGCAGUUUCCUGUGGCCGCCUGGCCUCUUACCUCGUCUGCACGGCCCCGCAGACGUUGCUGGACAACUCAGCCAGCCUCCUCAUCGGGACGAAGUCUCUGAACUUUUGUUCAUUCUGAAAUCAAGAUGUGAGAAUUUUCUUAUAAUUAGGAAUGGAGAUGGGACUUCUUGUCAGGAACUUACCUGAGUCGUGUGAUUGGCUUUCCUACCCGGAGGAGGCCUUGCAGACUGACAUUACUGGGGAGUGACCUUGGCUCCCUCAGGUCUCCAAUAAAGCUGCUCAAAUAGUUGUAACAUGGACCUGGGGCUAUGGGCACCUUCAGUUAAGGACUCUGGGUGUCAGUACACAGGGAGGGUGCUGGUUUUAAAUCACACCUCACAUGGAAGAUGUUUGGCAUCUUCUGACCCCUCAUUCUCCAAAGUGACCUGCAGAUUUUACUUCCAGACAGUCCAGACUUGCCUCACACCGGGGGGCUAUCCCUGCUGUGCCCAACAGAGUGGAGGUGGUGUGACCACAGUGAGGCGGAGCAGCAGUGGUCCAGGCCCAUUGUCUUGGGCAUCCCUUCCCCACCGCAUCCGGAUGUUCCGUGCUCUGCUGGCCAUGGCCCCACUCUCACCAGCCCCUUUGCUGCACAUUGAAAGGCUUGA